AUGCAUCGCAAACUUGUAUUCUUAUUCGCUUUUCUCAUGAUCAGCUAUCAUUUCGUUGGUGCUGAACCAGGAAGUGGAAAGAAGCCACCACCGCCACCAACUGAUCCAACUGAUGACAACGAUUACUUGACUACUAAAAAUAAGGCGCCACCAAAGAAGGAGACUGAUCCAUAUGAUACGUUUACAACACCAGAUUGGGAUUGA
Messenger RNA from Caenorhabditis angaria, 204 nucleotides. The record is from the annotation of a GenBank genome assembly. NCBI's taxonomy places the organism in Eukaryota, Metazoa, Nematoda, Chromadorea, Rhabditida, Rhabditidae.